CCCGGAAGUACAAUCCAGACAAUCACCUGCAACAGUGUUGAACAGCGAAAGUACAAUGAAAACAAAGAUAAUUUUUUUGUUAGUUUUAAAUUUUAUAGUAAUUUCUGUUGGACAGGAUAAUCAACCAGUUAUAACAUCAGAUUCAGAUACAGAAAAUCCAACAAAAUCUUUGGAGAAUGGUGUGAAAGGACUUGUAAAAAUUGUUCAUAGUUUUUUAAAAACAGUGCAAAGUGAAGAUUUCGUUGGAAAAACUUCAGGGCCAAUUUCAUUUACUGAUGUUCAAAAAAUAAUAACAGAUCAAAAGUUUGGUGAACUUUCUAGUAGAUGGAGAGAUUUGGUAGCAGUAUUUGGAGGGUUUGCUGCCUGUGUAGUGAUAGGACUGUUGUUUGUAUUCUGUAUGCCAUUGGCUGGUUGUAUAACAUGUUGUUGUUACUGUUGCUGUAAGAAAUGUGGGAAAGCCUCAUCAAAAGAAGAUCCAAAGAAUGCCAAAUGUAAAAGAGUUACAUUUGCAUCCUUCUUGUUUAUAUUUACUGUGUUAAUUUUAGUUGGUGCUAUAUUUUCUGUGAUAUCCAAUGAAAUCCUACAUUCCAAAUUAGAAAAUGUCAAUGACCAGGGACCAAUUGGACAAGUAAAGUCAUCGCUGAAUGGUUUAGUAGAUUUUGCUGGAGAGACUGCAGAUGAAAUUGUAAAAUCCUCUGAAACUACUGUUAAAGACACAGUGAAAGAACUAUUAAAAAUAAUUAAAGGUGCAUCUGAACAAACUGUAGAAGAUAUACAGAAUUCCCUUAAUGCUACAGACCUUUUGAACCAGGUAGAGAGUUUAGGACAAAAUGCUAACAUAUCUGCUGAAAGUCUUACUGUUGUUACUAGAGAAGUCACAGCCCUGAAGGAUCUAGGAGGAAAUACUACACAGAAAUUAAAUGAUGUGAGAAAUAAUAUCACAGCGAUUUGCAAUGGUUCCAAUAUUCCAAAAUGUCCCAGCACAAGUGGUCUUAAUUUGGCAACAGAUUUCUCACAGCUGGACAAUUUAGCAAAUAUUGGUAAUAUAGUACAAACUGUUACAGAUAUUUCUACCAAGGCUAGUCAAGCAAGGGAACAAUUUGAUGAUGUAAAGGAUGAAAUUCAGACAAAGUUGGCAACAACUAUAACUAAGGCAGAAAAAAAGACUAAUGAAACAAGAGACGAUAUAUUGAAGGAAAUUCCAAGCAUAAAAGAUACCCUGAAUAAUAUAACAAAAAAUCUGAACUUGACCGAUGGUCUUAAUGAUGCAGAUGAGUCUAUAAAGCAAUAUGGAGAUUAUGUAUGGUAUGCUUUCAUAGGUGUGCCUUGCCUAACUUUGUUAGUGGUCGUCUUUUACCUGUUUGGUCUACUGUUUGGUCUAUGUGGAGAAAGGCCUGGACGUGAUGCCAGAUGCUGUAACAAAGGAGCUGGAAGUAAUAUGCUUUGUUGUGGUGUGCUAUGUUCCUAUUUGAUUGGGAGUUUGAUUAUGUUUGUAGUAAUUUUAAUGUUUAUACCAUUUGGAUUACUGUAUACCAAUGGAUGUCGAUACCUCAAUGAUGGAGUAGAAAAUAUAGAGAGAUUUGAGUUUGUAGUCAGUGAAUCUAUGGGAUAUAAUAUAUCUGCAUUUAUUGAUCCAAAUGGAAAAUCUGCAGGCAAUAUAACUGUUGGAAAGAUUUUGGGAAACUGUAAGAAAAAUAUGGGAGUAUACAAUGCUUUCCAUUUGGAAAAUUUAUUUUCAUUGGAUGAAAUUCUGAAUAUGACUAGAAUCACUUCUGAAAUUGACAAAAUUGUUGAGGAAGGCAGCAAAGCUAGUUUAGGAAAUAUUAGUAUCAUUCCAGCUGAUUUAAAGGAGCAGUUAAACAAAUUUUCAACAUCAGGAAUAACCAAUAUUAACUUUACACAAUAUGAUGAUGUGUUAGACCAGGCAAGUGUACCAAAUUUGUCUUCAAUAAUGGAUGAAUUGAAUAGAACAGCUAUGGAGUUACGAAAAAAUAACCAGGAUACAUUAGCUACACAGCUCAUGAAUGAAUGGGAAACACUAUUGAGUAUUCAGCAACAUGAAAUACCACUCAUUAAUCAAGCCAAGGGAAACCUGACGGGAGCUCUUGAUAAUUUGAGGAACCAGACAAAUUUAAGUGAACAAGUUCAGAAUGUAAUAGACAGCUUAACCACAUCUCAGAAUACUUUCAACAGAGACUCGACAGGAAUAUUGAAGGAGGGUUUAGUGGCCACUUCACAAAAGCUUGUGAACACAGUCUCAGACCAGUUGAACAAAGUCAAAACAGAUAUAAGAUCAUAUGGAAAGUGUGAGCCAGUCUAUAAGAAUGUACAGAAGUUAUCUGAUGCUUUCUGUGUCACAUUUUUAGAUCCUGUGAAUUCCAUAUGGUUUGGAUUAGGCUGGGGGCUAGCCUUCUUUAUACCAGCUAUUAUAUUUGCCCUUCUGACUGCCAAUCUGUACCAGAGAGAAGAACCAUAUGAUACAGGUUUCCACAGAACAAGAAAAAUGUUGAAGGCGAGGGAUAAAGAGGAAUCUACAUUUGACAAUCCUGACAUUGAUAGGUAUCAAGGUCAAGGUUAUGAUGCAUAUGGUGGACCAGGAGCAGACAACAUUCCACUGACAGGCGUGGGUCAGCAACGUGACAGAAAUCAUAGUAGUGGUGGUGGUGGUGGUGUGCCUAAUCAAGGUUACUAUUCUCCUGAACAUCGAGGAGGUUAUCCAGAUCACCGUAAUAGUCGUUAUUCCGAUCACAGACAAAGUGGAGGUUAUCCUGAUCACAGAAAUAGUGGCGGUUACCCCUCUGCACCCCCUCCUUAUAAUGGACAUGGCUAUGAUGAUGAUGCGAGAGGUCCUGCUAAUAAAUAUAGAAAACCCCAAUAUUAAAAUGUAUCUAUGUAUUGGUAGUAUGAGAGAAACAGACACAGUUUCAACUAGUUUAUACCUGUGGAGGGGAACAUUUCCAAACUAGUCCAUUCCAGUCUUGUGUACAGUGUCCUCAUAAUCAUAUCAUUGUUUCUAGAUUGAUAUCAUCUUAUCUUCCUAUUGUGCUAACAUGGCAUCACAUAUGUCCCUCUUUAAAGUGAAAUGCCAACAAAAAAUUCCUCAUUAAAAAAGACAUGACGCAUGUUUAUUGGAUAAUAUUGUUUUUGCAAUAUGUAUAUUUUUGAAAAUGGCAUCCAUAAUAAUAGAUUUUUAUGUCUAAGAUGCAAUGACCAAUUCUUGCCAGACAUACAGUCAAGUCUGAUAAUUUUGUUUAUCCAAUAUGUCUGUUCUUUUCAUUAACUUCAUGGACAAAUAGGACGGACAAAAUUACCAGCCUACAUUGUUUUAUUUUUAUAACUAAAUUUAUUAUAUGAUAACAAUAACCAGAUUAGUGUAUUAUAUAAUUGAUAUAAACAGAUUGUUAUGUCUAACUCAAAGAGAUUUGAUAAUUGGUCAUCAAAUUUCAAUCAAAUCAUGGGGAAAAAUGUUUUUUUGGUGAUUUUAUGAUUAAACAUUGCAAAUUGUCAUACAAUUUUUUUGCGAAAACAAUAUCAAAAUUACGUGUAAAUUAUUUUGAAUAUUUUUUGUUGUGUUAGUGUAAAUUUUUGCUUUUCCUAUUGAAUACAUGUUGGGUUAUUAUUAUUUAGGUGUUUAAUGCAAGUUUCUUCAAAAAUUGCUUGGAGAAAUAAAUGACUUGUUUUGUUUGAGGUCCAAUUUAUAUUUUAUCAAUACAGAAAACCUUUAUUUUCGACAUAGAAGAUAUAUAUUUGUAAGUCUAAAUAGAAAGAUUUUUUAUUGACAAUGAAUCUGUUUUUGAAGGUACACAAAAUUGAAACGUAUCUAAACUCUACCUAUUCUCUUUCAAACCAUCAGACAGGCUUUUCAUUCCAUAUGUCAAGUUUUUCAAAGAUUCUUAGACAAGUAUUAUUGAGCUGCAUAAUAAUGAUAAAUAGUAUUGAUAAAAGAAGAUUUAUGAGCCAAAUAAUUUUGCAUAAUAAGCAUUCCAUAUCUUUUCCUGCUCAAUUGUUCUCUUUACAGCCAGGUUCUCAGGGAUGACUGGUUUAUUUGGGGUUCAUAAUCUUUUUGACAAUCAGUUCUUUAAAAUUGACAUAUCAUUUUGCUGUCGUGAAGAAAAGAGAAAUAUAAUAGGUUUUGAUCACUGUUUGGUCAUAAGUGUUGAAAUUUUACAACCAUACAGAUGUAUAGUGGUAGAGCUAUAUAGCAUAUUCCAAAAGGGAAAGUUACAUGAAAAUGUAUCACUUCUGCACUUGUAGAAAAAAAACGAUUCAAUAAAUUCAGGAAUGUAUAUCAGCUUUUUUGACUUGAUUUGUACUUUUAUGCAAAUUCAUAGCAAUUUAUUUGCUACUUCAUAAUGUAUGUAAUACAUGCUUUAUGUUAUAUUAUCAAAAACACACUAUACCAUAGGAAAAGGGAAGGCAUUUUUAUACGACCGCAAACAAAUUUUUGUGGUCAUAUAUUGGUAUGAUGUUGGCGUCGUCGUCGUCCGGCGUCGUUGUCCGAAGACACAGUAGUUUUCGCACUCUAACUUUAGUUUAAGUGAAUGGAUCUCAAUGAAAUUUUACCAUAAGGUUCAAUACCACAAAAGGAAGGUGGGGAUUGAUUUUGGGGGUUAUGGUACCAACAGUUAAGGAAUUAGGGGCCAAAAAUAAGCAUUUUUUUAACUUCCAGACAUAACUUGUAUGUAAGUGUAUGGAUCUCUCUGACAUUGUACCACAAGGUUCCAUAUCACAAAGGGAGUGCUGGGAUUGAUUUUGGGGGUAAUUGCCUCCAAAUUUUAGGAAUUAGGGGCCAAAAAGGGGCAAAAAACAAGCAUUUUUCUAGUUUCAUGACAAUAACUUGUGUGUGAGUCUAUGGAUCUCUCUGACAUUGUAUCACAAGGUUCCAUAUCACAAAGGGAAUGCUGGCAUUGAUUUUGGGGGUAAUUGCCUCCAAAUUUUAGGAAUUAGGGGCCAAAAAGGGGCAAAAAACAAGCAUUUUUCUAGUUUCAUGACAAUAACUUGUGUGUAAGUAUAUGGAUCUUUAUGAAAUUGUACUACAAGGUUCCAUAUCACAUAGGGAAAGCUGGAAUUGAGUUUGGGGGUAAUUGCCCAAAAAGUUUAGGAAUAAGGGGCCAAAAAUAAGCAUUUUUCUAGUUUCCAGACAAUAACUUGUGUUCGAGUGUAUGGAUCUCUCUGAAAUUGUACUGCAAGGUACCAUACUACAAAGGGAAGGCUGGGAUUGAUUUUGGGGGUAAUUCCCUCAAAAUUUAAGUAAUUAGGGGCCAUUAAAGGGCAAAAAAACAAGCAUUUUUCUAGUUUCAGGACAAUAACUUGUGUGUAAGUGUAUGGAUGUUUAUGAAAUUGUACUGCAAGGUUCCAUAUCACAUAGGGAAAGCUGGAAUUGAGUUUGGGGGUAAUUGCCCAAAAAGUUUAGGAAUAAGGGGCCAAAAAUAAGCAUUUUUCUAGUUUCCAGACAAUAACUUGUGUUCGAGUGUAUGGAUCUCUCUGAAAUUGUACUGCAAGGUACCAUACUACAAAGGGAAGGCUGGGAUUGAUUUUGGGGGUAAUUCCCUCAAAAUUUAAGUAAUUAGGGGCCAUUAAAGGGCAAAAAAACAAGCAUUUUUCUAGUUUCAGGACAAUAACUUGUGUGUAAGUGUAUGGAUGUUUAUGAAAUUGUACUGCAAGGUUCCAUAUCACAAAGGGAAAGCUGGGUUUGAGAUUGGGGGUAAUUGCCCUAAACGUUUAGGAAUUUGGGGCCAAAAAGGGGCAAAAAAACAAGCAUUUUUCUAGUUUCCAGACAAUAACUUGUGUUCAAGUGUAUGGAUCUCUCUGAAAUUGUACUGCAAGGUACCAUACCACAAAGGGAAGGCUGGGAUUGAGUUUGGGGGUGAUGAAUCAAAAGGGGAUUCAAAACAUAUGGGGGGAGGGAUUUUUUUUUCCUUUUUUUUUCUUUAAAAUUUUCCAUUUUAAAUUGGUUAUUUCUGAUUUAUAUAUAAAAGCAAAUAAUAAUGAUAUGGUUUGAAUAGGUAAAUUAAAAAAUUUUAAGUUCUUGGACCACUCUCAUUCUGUGUCAGAAACCUAUGCUGUGUCAAAUAUUUAAUUACAAUCCAAAUUCAGUGCUGUAUCAAGCUUGAAUGUUGUGUCCAUACUUGCCCCAACUGUUUAGGGUUCGACCUCUGGGGUCAUAUCAAGCUGCGCCCCAGCAGAGCAUUUUUUUAUGGUUUAUCCUCUCCUGAAGUGUAUAAUCAUGAGAUGUUAAGAAUGUUUUAUCCUCCUUUAGAUGAUCAUACAACAAUAACCUGUCAGGUGAAUAAUAAUAAUAUGUUGUUAUAUAGUCUCCUGUCAGGUGUAAUUCUUUUAGAUAAAAAUGAAACUACAAUGUUAAAGUCACAAAAACAUUGACUUGGUGGCAAUUGCUUUACUCUGCUUACAUGCUUUGAUUUCUUUCAUGUUGCUCUCCACUUUAAAAUUUAGUGCAAAAUUAAAAAAAACUGCUAAACUUGUUUCUCUUGCAUUUCUUAAUAAUAAGAUAGAAUAAAAGCCAUUCCUAAAAAUAUUUUGUGGUUAUUGAUAUUUUUUUCCAAAUGAUACUUAUAUGAUUUUUUAUAAGGUUUUAAAUCUUUUGUUUCUAUUCAAUCUUAGUAAAUGCUAUGUAAAAAAAUUGCUAAUUUUGGUUAGAUUUACUAUAAAUAAAUGUUUGUUAAUGAUGUUAUUUUACUCUCUUGAAUGGAUAAAUUGCUGCUUUAUUAAACUCAUAUUCAAAUUUUAUGGUCUUACAAGUUUUUGCAUAAUUUUGAACAAAUUUCAUAAGAGGAGACACAUGAUCUUGACACAUGCAUGCAGUGAAAAUCAUUCUAAAACUGCAUUUUCCUUUGUUUUUUAUCUAAGAAUUGUGAUUUCUCCUUGAUGUUAUGUGAUUAUUAUUGCCUUUCAACAAACUAAUCCAUCCAGAUAAAUUCUAUGCAGACAAAAAUAUCAUUCCAGAAUUUUUUUUUUUUUAAUGUAAAUAUUUGUUGUUUUGUACUGCCAAAUUUUUUAAUGGCAAUGCAUUGUUAAGAAUAUUUUAAACAUAUCGUGAAAUACAUAUUUUUGUAUUUUUCUCAGAAUUCCACAACUAUCUGUCAUCAUAUCUUUUAUAUACGAGAUUUAUCAUAUCUUGUCUCUGAUAAAUAAUUAUUAUAAUUUGUCAUAAUUCCAUAUAUUUUUGUAUGUAUAUAAUUGUUUAAUUUUUAUGAUUCAAGAAAUCCAAUGCAUAAUGCCAUAACUUUUUUGUGUAGUUAUAAUGUAAAAUAUAUUUAAACUUAUGAUUAAUUUUAUUAUUAUUAUCAUAUAUGUAUAUUUAUAUUUACCUUCUGUUUUCUUAGUUAUUUUAUUAGCUUUAUUUGGUUUUAUCAUUUGCCAACGAAGAGUGUUAUACUUGCAGUGUGCAAUAUGCAGUUUUAUAUUUUUAUGGAAAUUUGCAAUAUUAAGUAAAAGCCAGAAUCAGUAUCUUCGACGUACAGCCAGAUACAUACAGAUUAUAAUAAUUGUCUAAAAGGUAUAAUAGUCACAAGAAUAUUUGUGCAAUAACUCUUUUAUUGUAAGUCAAAACUUUAAAAAUGAUGAGAACACUAUUUGAAACUUCUCUUAACAUAACAAUUCUUACACUUGUUGCUCCUGUUCAGUAAUAUGGAAUUUUUACCUGCCAGUUCAGUACUAUAUGUCAUGAGAAGCUCGUGAUAGUUUGUCAUAUUUAUAAAGAAUCAUUUAGUUUAUCCUUUUGUAGGUGGUUAUAUAAGUUUUUAUUAUUAAUAAUUUAGCACUGGAAAAAUGUAUAACGUUACAUAACGUGGGAAAGAAUAUGUCAUAGUAAUAUUUCACCAGUUUUAUUUUUCAUUGUUAGAAUGAAUUUUGUUUUAAUUUAUUGUUGAUAAAAGAACAUUGAUGAAGAAUUUUUUAGUACACAGAUGUAAUAGUUUUAUUUGUUUUUAGAUAAUGUUACAAAAUUAACUUUAACUUUAGAAUACUACCUCCAAGAAAGAUCUUAUUAAUCAAGCAAAAAAAAUUCUAUAAUGUAGCAUUUUUUUUUUUUUAAUUUUUUCUUAAAUUGUUAAUUUUCUAAUAUUAAUUAUUUUAUAAUGUUUUCUAAAGGUUCAGAUAUCUUGGUAUAGGUACAAAUUCUCAGAUAAAGAUUGGGAGCUUUUUUGUUUAGUUUAGAAAACAUAACCUUCCUCAAAAUUUAGUUGAAUAAUUUUUUUGGUAUGAAGUUGCUGGUUGUGAUAUGUCAUUCUUUAAACAUGUGAUCUCUGUUGCUGCUUAGUACAAUGUCAGAUGCUUUAUUUAAUGUGUGAUACGCUUUGUGAUCUUGAUAUUGUGAAGAUUUUGUUAAAUUUGAAAACUUGUUUGCGACUGAUUAUUAAAAAUAGUUUUUGUAUCUACUCAAAUAGAUAAUUUUUCUCCAUAUUAAGCCUUUUUUUGGUCUAAAUGAACAAUACCCAUUACAAUUUUUACAUUCACUAAAUAAAUUGAAAAGAAGAGAUGAAGCUAGAAUGUUUCAAUACAUACAGAAUUUUGCAUGAAUUGUUACAUGCAUCAUUUGAAAUAAGAUAAUUUUUAAAAUUUUGACAGAAUUGAACCCAUUAAGAAUAUUGUGAAAAAUUACUUCAUCAAGGAAUUUAUAUCUUUUAAAUACAAAUUAAAAAAGAUUUAAUUUUGGUAUUGUCUCUAAUGACAUUCUUUUAGAAUUUGUUAUGAUUAAUUGUUGAAAGGGUAAAAGUGAGUAUGUACAGAGUUAAUGAGCAGUUUAAUACUUUCCAUUUUUUUUAUUGAAAAAAAAAUUCAUUUCUUAGCUUUAUUGUUAUAUUAUGAUAUGUUUUUUUGUUGGAUAAUUUUACUAACAAUAUACAGAGAUUAAUUGACUCAGCUAUUUUUAAAUGAUUCAGAGAAAGUUUUGGAUUAUACUAUCAGUCUUUCCUGAAAACUUACAUUUUUUUUAUCUUAAAAAUUCAAGAAUACACUUCACUUUGUAUUCAAAUUUUUAAUUUAUCCAAACGACUGAUGUUUAAAUGUCAUUAACAGAUUGUCAUGACAAGUGUUCUAUAGUAUAAUUUUAAAUGACCAUAUAGAUUUACUUUAUAUCGAAAUCUGUAAUUUGAAUGUGCCUUAUUUUACCAUUUACAUGCAUGUGCAAAUAUUUCACAGAUCAAUAAAUGUUCUUUUACAUGGUAAAA
Mytilus californianus (California mussel) is the source of this 9188-nucleotide messenger RNA. Its product is annotated as prominin-1-A-like. NCBI's taxonomy places the organism in Eukaryota, Metazoa, Mollusca, Bivalvia, Mytilida, Mytilidae. Gene Ontology annotation, cellular component: membrane. The transcript has 26 exons. The coding region runs from base 56 to 2881 and encodes 941 amino acids. The record is from RefSeq and is a predicted model, not a curated record.